Periophthalmus magnuspinnatus is the source of this 3303-nucleotide messenger RNA. Its product is annotated as equilibrative nucleoside transporter 1-like. The record is from RefSeq and is a predicted model, not a curated record. Bases 207 to 1547 code for a protein of 446 amino acids. Gene Ontology annotation, biological process: uridine transmembrane transport; nucleoside transmembrane transport. NCBI's taxonomy places the organism in Eukaryota, Metazoa, Chordata, Actinopteri, Gobiiformes, Gobiidae. Gene Ontology annotation, cellular component: plasma membrane. The transcript has 13 exons. Gene Ontology annotation, molecular function: nucleoside transmembrane transporter activity.
GCGCCAACUGCAGCGACAGAAGCGACAUGAGGCGCCGCUGAAUGAAACGACGCAAAAAAAAAAAAAGAGCUGCAGAAGUGCGCCUGUGGAGAGCACCAGGACCCCGCGCGCCUCCCAUGUGCGGACACCCCGGGCACGCGCAGACCUGGGGCCACUCUGAUAAGACCUGAACAGAACAGAACGGAGGCUCAGCAGCAGUGGCAGCCAUGACGGCCCUCAACGCACCACAAGACAAGUACCACGCGGUUUGGCUCAUCUUCUUCAUCCUCGGCUUGGGGACGCUCCUGCCGUGGAAUUUCUUCAUGACAGCAUCAGCCUACUUCACCAGUCGGCUGAAGGACCCCGUGAUCACCGCCUACAAUCAAACUAUGAACGUGACGGCGAGCACGGGCGACACGAGGAACAUCCUGGAGUCAAAGUUCAACAACGUAAUGACCCUGUGCGCCAUGGUCCCUCUGCUCAUUUUCACCUGCCUCAACUCGUUCAUCCACCAAAGGGUGCCUCAGAAAUUGAGGAUUCUGGGGAGUCUGUGCGUGAUCUUCGUGGUUUUCCUGAUCACUGCCGUCGUGGUGAAGGUCAAGAUGGAGCCGCUGCCGUUUUUCACCCUCACGAUGAUUAAAAUCGUCUGCAUCAACUCGUUCGGGGCCGUUCUUCAGGGCAGUUUGUUUGGUUUGGCUGGGAUCCUGCCCGCGACCUACACCACCCCCAUCAUGAGCGGACAGGGCCUGGCCGGGACGUUUGCCGCCUUCUCCAUGAUCUGUGCUUUGGCCUCUGGGUCCGCUCUGCAGGACAGCGCCUUCGGUUACUUCAUCACGGCCUGUGCUGUGAUCCUCCUGGCCAUUAUGUCGUACUUUGUUCUCCCCAAAAUGGAGUUCUUUCAGUAUUACAUCGAGAGUAAUGGGUCCCAUCCGUCGGCCGCUGAUGAGGAGAAUAAAAUGGACCUGCUUAAAAAAGAAGACGCCACAGAGAAAAGACCAGUGGUGAAUCUGACAGAGGAAGACGCCCGGCCCACGGUGUCUGUGGUCAACAUCUUCAAACAGAUUUGGGUCAUGGCGCUGUCCGUGUGUUUCAUUUUCACCGUCACCAUCGGAACUUUCCCCGCGGUGACGGUCGACGUGAAGUCCACAGUCGCAGACGGAGGAGACUGGGAAAUGUACUUUAUCCCUGUGUCGUGUUUCUUGCUGUUUAACCUGAUGGACUGGGUGGGCAGGAGUCUGACCGCUGUCGUCAUGUGGCCCGGUAAAGACAGCAAGUGGCUCCCUGCCCUGGUGAUUUUUCGGAUCAUCUUCAUCCCCCUGUUCAUCCUGUGUAACGUCCAGCCGCGGAACAACCUCCCGGUGCUGUUCUACCACGACGCCUGGUACAUUAUCUUCAUGAUCUUCUUCUCCUUCUCCAACGGUUACCUGGCCAGUCUCUGCAUGUGCUUCGGACCCAAGAAAGUGGCGCCACACGAAGCGGAGACGGCGGGCGCGAUCAUGGCCUUUUUCUUGUCGCUGGGUUUGGCUCUGGGCGCGGCGGUCUCGUUCGCUUUCAGGGCCAUUUGCUAGAAGCCGCCGCCGUGUUUCCCAUAGAUUAUUUAAGCAUCUUUUUGAACAGUGUAGUUACUUUUUAUGUAAAUGAAAAACAAGGAGCAGCAAAGUGACGUUUUGUUAUACCAAUGUUAUACCAGGUUAUUUUUAAACCAUAGAGGAGAUUUUAGACGAUGGCGCCGAGGGGGUGCACUGGUCCGAAAGGCGUUUUGUCGUUACUUGAGACACACAGGUUUACAUCAGUUUUAUCUUAUUUUAUUUUAGUAUGAAGGAAAUAAAGCAAUUUUCAGGUGCAUCGGUGGAUUGGCGGAUACUUAAAGCCAUAAUAUCGAAGUCGGUAUCGGAGCUGGAUCAGUGCAUCCCUUAGGGGGCGCCACUGUAGCCUGUUCUUCAAUGGGAAACUCUGCCACAGUCAUUUCCUGUAGUUUUAGUAGUAGUUUCAGUAGCUCUAGACUUGCACUGGGAGAACUGAUAGAACUGGACGAGCUGCGCUGCUUUAAACAACCACCAAAGGACGAUUUGAGUGACUUCGGAGCAGCAAGAGAAGAGCGGAGAUCUGAUUCACUCUUCUCCGCGUUUGGACUGUUUUUGUUCAGCCAAAAUGCCAACUACACAACGGGCACAUUUUACUUUCACCACAAACUGAAGAAGAUGAGAUUCAAGCCAAAAGUGUUGUAUGUUUGUCUAAUUAAUGUGUAUCACAAAUACGCCAAAAUCAUGUAACCAAAUGUCACAUCAGUCCCAUAGACUGUUUAUAUAAAUGGACGUAGCUAACCUGCUAGCUGCCGCGGCGUUCCAAACAGGAAGUGAGCAUGUGUGCACUUCCGGCUCCAUCGACUCCAGUUCACCUUACCCCCCCCCCCCUCCACAGCGUCCAACGCCAGAGUUGAACCAAUCAGAGACUACGCUGCAGUGAUUUAGCGACGUCAUAGCAACAGAUUUGAUUGACAGCUCCUGCUCCCUGCUAAACCAGCGGUGUGGGCGGGAAGGGGCGUUACCUUCAACAGCCUCGCUCCAGAUUGGCUCUUUGGUUGCUAUGAUACUCGUGGUUGGAAAACGGCUCCAGAUUAGCCGCUAUAACUGCUCCAGCCUCGAUGAGCUUCAUUUGGAGCUGAACUCUCGGUCCACCUUGUCCAGAAGAGUGUACAAAAAAAAAACUAAGACUGCUGUGGUUCAUUUAGAUGCAAAUAUUUAAAACAUAGUAAUAACUUGAAACCAACAUAAGUUCUUUGCCUUUUGUAGCAGUGUUUGUAUUGUAGUAUUAGGCCUGUCAUGAUAAUCACUAUAUUCAUCAUUCAGUUUUUGACAGAUGGAACAGUGUUUUGGGGUCAGGACUCAUGAACAUUUUCUUUGCAGUACUCGGAUGUUUUUGGUAAUGUACAUUUAAGCCGUAAAAGUUUGAAUUAAUAACUUAUCUGACUCAUUACAGAUGCAAAAUAACAACUUAAGUUUCAUUUUGCUGUUUAUUUAUUGCAGCUUAUGAUUUUGAACCGUAUUGUAGAUUUGUAAUAGUUUUCGUGGUUUAAAUGUGCACUCGGGUUUGUGUGUCAGUGGCAUAAAUUACUUCAAUAUUAUCAUUUAUUUACUUUGUCGAUAUAUCGCACUGCAAAAUAUGUUAUCAUGACAGGCCUAAUUAUUAUUAUUACAAAUCAACGAGAACCUUCAAUGUCCCAGAUUUGCUGUUUACAGUUGAUGCCGUUGGAAAAUAACUUUACUUAUUCGAAUGUUUGCACAGGUGACAGAUGUUUGUUACUGGACGUGUGAGAUAAAAGUA